UCUGCAUACUUCGUAGGCGAAGCCCCACACAACACGACCUGCUACUGAAAACAUUCCAACACACCCAGUCAAGGCGCGCUCAAGAUGUCGUACAAGCUUUUGUUGCUGUUACUUCUGGGCGUAGUCACCCUCGCUCAUUGCGCCCCCAUGGCGGAGGAAGGCGGAGACGAGACAGCACCUGAAGAAAAGGCGGUAGAAGACGAAGAGCCUGUGUCAGAUCCAAAAGCCAUCGUUGGUCGUAAAUGGAGAAAAUGCCGCCUUCACUGCGUCCAGCGUCUUCGCUUAUUUGCUUAUUAUGUAAAUUGUCCAAGGACCUACCUAGCAGUAAGCUGCUCGUGCGCGAAUGGCUGCGGAUCUUGGCACAUCUUUAAUGGAACUCGCUGCGUCUGCCACAGAUGCAAGAAGAAUGUGCUGAUAAACUGGACCCGGGCCGUGUGCUGCAAGGUCGUAUAACUCGUAUGAGGAAGGCUACUGCAAAGAAGAUAACGCCUGCCCAAACAACGAAAUAACCGGACUAGCUUCGACAAUUUAUUCCUAUUUAAAAGUUAACUGUUGUUCCGCAAAGUGCAAAACUAAGCAAUACAGUGGCUAGACCAAAAAAACUAAAUUGUAAAAACAAAUGUUGGAUCAAAUAAAGAAUAACUCAUGAGCAUUGCAA
Nematostella vectensis (starlet sea anemone) is the source of this 658-nucleotide messenger RNA. Its product is annotated as resistin. The record is from RefSeq and is a predicted model, not a curated record. The transcript is spliced from 2 exons. Bases 85 to 453 code for a protein of 122 amino acids. NCBI's taxonomy places the organism in Eukaryota, Metazoa, Cnidaria, Anthozoa, Actiniaria, Edwardsiidae. Gene Ontology annotation, molecular function: hormone activity. Gene Ontology annotation, cellular component: extracellular region.